This is a messenger RNA of Biomphalaria glabrata, 5671 nucleotides long. RefSeq lists its product as uncharacterized. Bases 273 to 3254 code for a protein of 993 amino acids. The record is from RefSeq and is a predicted model, not a curated record. Gene Ontology annotation, molecular function: DNA-binding transcription factor activity, RNA polymerase II-specific; sequence-specific DNA binding. Gene Ontology annotation, biological process: cell differentiation; regulation of transcription by RNA polymerase II. NCBI's taxonomy places the organism in Eukaryota, Metazoa, Mollusca, Gastropoda, Planorbidae. Gene Ontology annotation, cellular component: nucleus. The transcript is spliced from 11 exons.
GGAUGGGUAGUGGAGGCGAGAACGAAGGGAGGGGACUGUUUCAAGUGCUUUUAUUUUUUUUUUUUCAAACUCCGCUUUUUUUUUUCUUUCAGAGUGAUGUCCCACUUCAAUUAGGAGCAGUGGCGUCUCCAAAAGCGUAGCAAUGCUGGAUGAGGCAGAAAGAUAUGGGCGAAUCGCCCAGAGCCUCCAAGGUCAAGCCCUCUGCCUAGUCCCAAGUGUCUCCAAUUGUAUAACUGCUCAGCCUGUGACCUAGAACCUAGCUGACAGCGUAUAUGGCUAGAGACAAAACGGAUGCAGACGUGAGCCUAUUUGCUAUUUUGGCGGUUGCAGGAAGGAAACAUGAAAGGAAAGCGUCGAGAGAUGAUUCAAUCCAUGUAGAACUGAAGGGUCUCUCUUAUAACACCUUUGAAGCUAAUAGAAACAUGGAGUCUUGCGAUGCUUAUAAUUCAAUGGUAAGCAGAGCUGUAUCUGUAAACACGGCUGUAUCUGUUAACUAUUCAGUGCCAAUCAGCCCAGCCGCAGCUGUAAGCAGUGUAGAAAAAGUGUCUACGAAGAGAAAGAAACGAGUAGUUGAUUCUUUUCGUGGUAGAAAAAGCUGCAAGCUAGAUGCAAGUGGAAGUCUAUCAAAACAUAACUCUGACAAAACAGUGAUCAGUGCAGAGCAGACAGCUAAAAAUAACAAAUCUUUAAACGGCAAUGAUAUCUGCGCAACGUCUAAGUCUGUCAAGUCCAUCCUGGUCAGCAAUGUUGGUCAGUAUGGUGGGACCACGUUCGUAUCUUCGUCUGUUUCCGACAUGUCGCACUUGGUCAGCACGGAAGUCAAUAAUUCGUUCAGCUCUGAUGGCCCAGCUUCUUCCAAGAGAAUGUUCUCACCACCUUCUGUUACUAACUGUUGUGUCAGCACAGGACUAUUGCAAAACAAGACUGGUACAAAUGAGGCUUUACUGUCUACUUUAGAAUCCAUGUUUGGGCUCAAGAGUCAAGAAAAGAAGACGAUCAAGGAAGAGCCCAAUAUCUGCGGCACGAUACCAAUGGAAACCAAUGGCAUAGGUCGGUUUCCCGAGUCCUGUUAUCUCUCUGAAGACAAACCCAACGUUAAUGCUUACAGUCAGCAAUCAGAAAACAAAUCGGUCAACACUUUGCUUGACUUUCUAAAAACUGGAUCAAAAUCCGAAAUACAGAACACAAGUUCUGAGCAGUCAUUUCUGGCCGUUCAGCCUCAGUCAAACAACUUGGAAGCAAUGCCAUUGAAUCUGGAUCUCUCUGGAGAGCGAAAGUUUAUGUACUCUGAUACUCUAACACCAAAUGUGAAGUUUCCGUUGAAUGAAACCCCGGAAAAACUAACUGGAAAUCCCGAAUGCUCUUCUCCAACAGGAAACACAAACAACAAGCCAACAGAAAGGUUUUCCACUAAUGGGUUCUCGUCCUGUUCGUAUCCGUCCCGAAAUGACAUUCCCUCGUGCAUGGAAGAAACUUUCCAAAACAGCUCACUUCAGCAGAACGCUUUUCUUUACCAGAAAGAAGCAGGCUCUACUCAUUUGGGCUCUAUGCAAGCUUCCGAGUUUCCUUUGCACAAUCCCACGUUGUCUCUAUUUCAAAAUGACGCUCUUUCUACCUCAGAGUCCAUUCUAAUGACGUCGUUUUGCUCCCCAGGCGUCGGGACUUUACCCUCGCCGCCAACCUCAGAUGCCUCUUUAUCGUCUUCACCCGAAAGACACAGAAAGCAGCCAGAUGUCCCAAUUUUCUUUCAGAACAAACCCACCCAGCAGCGGCAAUCAGAAGGAGAUAGUUACCAAUGGCGGGAUACACCUAUUGGCGUCAAGUCGCAAUGUAUGUACGCCAGAAGCCUUCACAAGUACCGCGACUCACCCGAUCUGAAGACUGACGCAAAGGAUCUAAAUGAGCACACAUUGUCUCAGCAGGAUGAGGACUACGACAACUAUGGUCCACAAGACUACGUUUAUGACUUUGAUUCUGGGAAGCGGAAAGGAAAAUCCGUGUUAGUACCUGCAGAUAUCUCGCUGUGGACGCAGGAGAAUGUGACCAACUGGCUCAAGUGUACAGCGCUGGAGUACAACCUGACCGACGUAGAUGUUUCAAAGUUUUACGGGGUGGACGGCCCCAGACUCUGUACCAUGACCCAGGACGAUAUCUACAAGUUGGCAGGACCUCAGGACUCACAAGUCCUGUACCGCUAUCUUACAUAUCUUAAAAAAGCUAACGGAAACAGACACAUAAAUAGAAAUCCACCUUUGAAGUCUGAGGUGCCAGGGGACGCUUCUCUUGACGUCAGCAGCCCUGGUAUCCCUCCUCUCAUUGACACCACAUCGUCCUGUGACGUCAGUAUUGCCCCGAGCUUCCCGCCGAGCGCCAGCGUGGUAGCAGGCCAUCGAUGGGCCACAGUUGUCAUUGUGAUCCUGUUUCUUAUCUCUACGUUUGUGAUGGUCUUUGUAAGUGAUACUUAUUCAGGAUUGGCUAAACUGGCCUGGUCAACACAACCUCACUCCGUGGCCUCUGCGUACACACCAACAUUCCCUGGUCUGAGUAAAUCAGCAUUCGAUACUAGUGUCCACGGCGCUCAGUGGAGGGCUGCACAUGCCUACGCUCAACAGUUCCCCACAGUGGGCAAAUCAAGCUUAGAGUCCAAUCUCCACAGCACACAAUGGAGAACAACGCAAGAUCUUUACCAAAUACUGGGACCUAUUUCAUCUCGUCUCUCCACAUCAGGUUCUGGUCAGAUCCAACUCUGGCAGUUCCUACUUGAGCUACUCUCUGACUCGGCCAACGCCGCCUGCAUCACGUGGGAGGGCACCAACGGCGAGUUCAAGCUGGUGGACCCUGACGAGGUGGCCAGAAGGUGGGGCGAGCGUAAGUCGAAGCCCAACAUGAACUACGACAAGUUGAGCCGGGCCUUGCGGUACUACUACGACAAGAACAUUAUGACCAAAGUCCAUGGCAAGAGAUACGCAUACAAAUUUGACUUUGCUGGGCUUGAUCAGUUGCUUCACUCUGCCAGCUCCGAUUCUGCUUUUAAAUUUCACCAGGACGUCUUCGGUUUUCAGAGUUACCCCGCCCACAAGUACUUCAGACCGCCCACGCACCCAAUGAGCCCCGCCUCAGCCGCAGGACUAUUUCAGCCGGCCGGCUGCUAUUGGUCGAGCCAUGGAAACGGAUUUCUAGCAGGAAUAGGAAGUCACGUUAUGGCGUCGCAUCACUCCGCCCACUUGCCCUCCCUAGGGUAUCCAUACUCAUAAAUAAUAGUUUCUAAACACGCGCACACAUAGAUCUAGACUUGGUGCUGUAGAUAUGUACAUAUUCCAAUUUGUUGUUAAGAUAAUUAUUGAUGGGUGUGUUCAUACAAUCUAUGAGACUCGCCCAUUUAUCCCAAACAAAUUUUGGAAGACACGCCCAAUAAAAAAAGUUAAAUGCUUUUUACCAAAAUGCUCAAAAAAUUUUUUUUUUAUUUAGAUCGUUGUAUACAUUGUAACUAUUUUUCUCUUGUAAAAAAGAUCUUUAAAUUUGUACUGUUGCCAAGAGUCGUUGUCAAUCAUCUAUUUGGGGAGGGGAUUAAGGAUGUCAAUAUUCAUUGAUUUUCAAUGAAGUGACACUUUCUUUAAAAAAAAUGUCAAACUUUAUGUUUAUUAAUAAUGUUGCGCAUUAGUCAUUAUACUCCAGUCCAGUUCAGAUUUCUAUUUGCCUCAUUGGGUCAAGAAAGAAGUUAAUAACACCGUUCACGGGAUGCGGGACUGUCCUCAACUUGCAUGGCACAGCUUUAAGAACAACUUCUUCGACAAGUGCUUGCGACUUAUAAUUGGUGUCAUUGGACGAACAAAAUCUUAAACAACAGUCUGUGGGAAACAAUCACCAAUAGAACACGAAAUGAAACGAAACGCAUGAGGCUGGAUUGGGCACACACUGCGAAGAACAGCAGGAAACUUUGCAAGACAGGUUCUAGACUGCAACCUGCUGGGGAAGGCUGGAAGACCAAAGAAAACAUGAAAUCUGUAGACCAAGAAGCAAAGACAGCAGGUUUGAGAUGGACCCGACUGAAGGGAAUCGCCCAGAACUGAGUCACAUGGUGAAAUACUGUGGCGGCCCUCUACUGGGAGCCCAAUGGACAAAGUCAAGUAAGUCUACGACCAGGAAGGGUUAGAACAGACAAACGUAGAAGUGCAGACGAACGUUUGGGUGUUGAUCUAAAUGUUCAGUUAAAGGAGUGCUAGCAUUUAUUGGUGUGGCAAAGAAAGAAUGUAUGUGUGUGUGUGUGUUUGCUGGGAGUUUAUGUAAAAGACGAACGAGAAAAAACAAGGUCAAGGUCUUAUUAUGUUUACUUAUUUUUUCGUUACUGUUGCUUACUUUAUAAAUAUUCAAUAAACCUCAAUUUAGAAUGAAUGCAGACAUUGUAUAACAGACAUUAUGUAUACAUUAUUAGGUACAUGUAUUAUUGUAGAUUCAUCUUAUUUCUUUGACAUUCUGAAACUCUAACAUUUUUGCAUAGCCCAAAUCCCUGUCUCACUUUGAAAAUUGAACUCUUGUUAAAAUAGUAAGGGCUGGACAUUCACAACUUUAUGGUAAAUUAAAAAAAUAAUCAAUUUGAAUCACAAAGUCUGACUUCUGUAUACAACAAACAGUUGAGUGUUCGUGUAAUGACAUUCUGAUCUAAACUCACAAGUACCCCUAGGGUCACAUAAAGGUCGCACUAAGUUUUAGAAUGUCUGGUCAUCUCUUAUGUUCAUUUUGUAUUUUGAUGUUCAUUAUAUUUGAAUAUUUUUUUAAGAAUAUAGUUUUUGUUCGGUUAAUGAAGAAAUAUGUACAGAUGUUACAUUUUUAGCUAUUUUAUAAUUUUCUUUCUUAAAAAAAUUGGCUGUAAUUAUUGAUCCAUUAGCAUUUCUGUAAAGGUUAAAUGUUGAAAACAAUACAGCCGCAGAUAUGCACACGUUAAAAUAAACAAAAUUAAAUAUGCAUCAACAGAAAUACCCGCUAAGAUACAAACACUCAAACAUAGACUUUGAGCCUUGAACUCAAAAUUGGGGUGGCAGAAUUAUAUUCCAUACUUACUAUCGCUUCCGGGUUAUAACACUAUGUGGAUUGGUAGAUAGCUUAAAGAGAAUAAUAUUUAUAAAAAAAGCAAGGCCAAAUUUAGAUUGUUAGACGAUGAAGUUCUUGGCUCGUCUUGAGCCCUUCAUAAAUCCGUUGUACAUUAAGAACCCUUUGCAUGAUGGGUCAAGUCAGGGCAAGAGAUCCUGAUACUCCCUCUCUGCCCUUCACUGUGCCCGAGACUUCGAUAGUCUGAACAGUGUGUAAGUCGCUUCUAUUUAUUUUGUUUGUUUGUUGUUUGACCUCAUUUCAAAAGUGUUUUUGUUUUCAUUCACGUUGCUGAAAAUAUGUUUGUAUUGACUUAUAUUUUGUGAACAUAAUCCAACAUCUUUUUUUAAAAAGUAUUUCUUUCCUCUAACUGUGCCAGCUAUGUAACUAAAAGCUUGAAUACACUUUCACCAUGUUGAGUUCUACAACUGAGACACGCAGAGUUGAACAUGGCUCUAGUUAUGUUUUCUGCUGGAGUCUGUUACAAGGUACAAAUAGGAAAUCAACAAGCAUAACAUAGAUACAAUAAUAACAAUGUAAUAACAAUGACAAUGUUGAAGCAAUAAUUAAACUACUCUAUUGGUAA